Molecule: messenger RNA, 9860 nt
Organism: Drosophila kikkawai
Lineage: Eukaryota; Metazoa; Arthropoda; Insecta; Diptera; Drosophilidae
Gene: dtn
Product: transmembrane protein 132C dtn
Source: RefSeq, a predicted model, not a curated record
UGAUCAAACACUGGUCACACUGCUAACUGUCGAAGGGUGUUUGGAAAUGUUCGAUAUUUGCGUAAAAUUCUGAGAGCUGAAUGAAAAUAGCCAUGCUGUAGGCGUUUAUUGUGCGUUAUCGAGCAGCGACCUGGCCAGCGCGUGAAAAAGUGCAAACCACAGGCAGUUGUUGCCCCAUCAGCGUUUCAAUUCACUCCUUUCUGGGGGCAGAGCUGCAGAGUUUUGCAGGAGAGAUGUUGUGUCUAUACCACGGAGCAACUGUGUGUGUGUAUCGGCCAUGGCAGUGUGUGCGCGUGUGAGUGCCAGUGUGGGUGUUGUAUGUGCCAGUGUGUGUGUGUGAUGGCACACUGAAAGAAUCAAUAAAGGAUGUGCUGCGGAUUGCUGAGCGAAAAAAAGGACGAAAAACGUCACGUCGCGCAGAGUGCAGGUGCAGAGUGCAGUUAACUUGGCUCGCCUAACGGUACACCACAAUCGCAAUCGCAAUCACAAUCACAUCGAGAGAUAUAAACAAAUAAACUUUUGUGAACGAACAAACAAUUUUGAGACUCGUUUCCGAGCAGAACGCAGCAUUUGGGUAACUUCCUUCCGAGGGAUUCGGAAUCACAAGGACUUGUCUUGGCCACCACUACUGCGGACUACGUGGACUGUGGACUAACGAAAUCGACACCAUGAUGAGGUUCUGCCUGAUAAUGACGAUGCUGACGUCGAUUGCAUACUCCGUGGAGGUGCACUUCGAGGCCCCGGACAGUGGUUUCUUCUUGAAGCACGCUCGCCAACCACCUGUCACGCCGGAGAUAGCCAACGUGCAAACGACCUCGUCGGCGGUGCCGCCUCUGCGGCAGCGCUCUUCCUAUGACUCGGUUUUAUCCCUGGACCGCUUCACCGUAGUGGAGACCACGCAGCCGGUGUCGAUACGCGCCAGCUACGGACCCUUCUCCACCAAGCAGACGGUGCCGGCCCGCUACAUUGUGCCGGACACGAUGGACAGCCAGGCGGGCGGCGGCGACUACAUGAGCAACAACACCGCCACGCUGCUGGAGCUGCAGCAGCCGAACAUGCAUCUGGACAUCUCGGCGCAUCUGGUUCGGCCUAGCGUCUCGCAGGAUGCACCUGUGCUCCGCGUGCUCUUCCAUGCGGGCGCCGAUCCAGGCGGCCAUUUGCAGCGCCAGAAGGUGUGUGUGCUCCUACACGUGGCCAUGGGCUCGGAGCAGCCGCUAAAGGGUCGCUGCAUGCCCGAGGGCGAGGAUGGUGUGUGCGUGGCCGAGGUGGUGGUCCCGCUGGGCUGGUGGCCAGCAUUGCCGGCCCCGAGCCAAGAUGGUGGCAGCCAGGCGCCGCCCAAGGUGCCGCAACGUUACGCCCAGGUGUCGUACAGUGUGUUCGAGCCUCCGCUUAGGAAUCCCGAGCAAUGCGAGCCCAAGGUGCAGAUCCAGCCGCUGACCACGUUCGCCCAGGUGCCGCUGCUGGCGGCCAAGACUCCUUACCGCAUGCUGCGCGCCGAUGAUGCCGUUACCUUCCUGCUGCCCCAGCAUCCACUGUAUCCGCUCUCCCGGCUGCACGUGCCCGUCUUUCUGCACCAGUAUCCGGACCAGCGGGUGGCCGCCUUUACGGUGCGAGCCCGCGUCAAGGCGGGACUACGCAUACUGGGCGCCACCGCCUCCACGGAUCUCUGGACCGUCUCCGUGGAGAAGGAGAAUCCGAAGCAUACCACCGCCCGGGUGACAGCGUUCCGCAAGGAGCCCGAAUCCAGUGUGGAGUCGGGACAAUCCGGCGGAAAUUAUACGGCCGAGGUGUUUGAGGUCUUCUCCUGGCUCCUGGAGGUGGCCGAGGACACCAACGAUAUUGUGGAUGGCGGCAAGAUUGUGUGGUCCGUCACACAUGUUUAUGACACGCCCAAGGACAAGGAUUCGGGCGAACUGGUGACCAGCGAUGAUACCAAGAAGCGACUCAUCGCCAAGCUGGAGAUCAACAAGGAUGACAUUCAGGCGGUGCUGCCGAUGGCCAAGAUCUGGGAGGUGAUGAACACGGCGGUGCUAACUGGACGCCAAGUGGCCCAGGCCAUGAAGGUGUUCAUCGUCUCGCAGGCGGGCAAGGUGGCCGAUGUCACGCUCCAGAGCUCCUGUCACGCCGAGGACGAGAGCGUCAUCAAGGUUUCCUCCUCCUGCAGCUCGGUCUAUGUGGAUGGCUCUGAGCAGCGGGGCUCAUCGAAUGCCUCGGUUAUCGUCAAGUAUGGCACCUACGUGGGCGUGGCCAAGUUCAUUGUCUGGAUGCCGGAGUUCCCCCUGGAAGUCUACAUAUCCGAUUUCAGGCUCUCGCAGAUCAAGGGCUGGAAGGUGACGGAUGACAAUCACUAUCUCCACAACAAGCAGUCGCGGCGGAGGAAGAAGAGAUCGUACGUGUGGGGCCAGCAGCAUGGCACCAACUACUACAACAACCUGGGCGCCGACAAGACGGUGUGCCGGGCACGUUACCAGCAGAGUCCCGUCGAGGUCUAUGCCAAGUUCUUGGCCGUGGACCAGAAUUCUGGACGCACGAGCUACUUUAUCUCGCGACGAACCGGCCUAAGGGUCACUGAUCUCGUGCAGCCGCUGCUCCGGGUGGCCGAUCCCAAGAUAGCCUCGCUCAAGGGACGCAUCCUUCAGGGCAAGUCCAUGGGACGCACAGACGUUCAGGUUUUGUCGCCAAUCACGGGUCGUGUCAUUGGCACCAAGGAAAUCCGUGUGGGCAGCGACAAGGUGAACCUGUCCAAGCUCAUUGUGCGCGUCAUUUCUGGUCUUCAGCUGACCAUCAGUCCGGACAACACGAUAGAGAAUGGCUAUCUGGCGGAGACCUCGGUGACGCACAAGCUGACGGCCCAGUACCAGGAGGGAUUGCUAGACAUUGAUUUGGAGUUUACCGAUGGCUCCAAGACGCCGCUGCGUGACAUUGCCGUGGAGGACUAUUUCCUGCUGGUGGAGAGCCUGGACACCGAGGUGGUGGCCUUUGCCCCCAUGCUGGCCUCGCAUCAUCCCCGUGUGAUUGCCGUGGGCGAGGGCAAUGGCAAUCUGUUGCGCGUGACCCUCCUCCUCUCCGAGGAGUGUCGCCAGCGACGCGGCACUCUGAGCAGCAGCACCAAGCAAAAUAAAUCGAAUCCAGCGCCGCUGGCCAGCGCCUUGGCCUCCAUUGAGGUGGAUUUCAACAAUGUGGAUAUUGUGAGCAAGCAGGAGGCCAUCCAAAACGAUGGCACGGUGGGCAGGGAGCGCAAGAACUAUCGCCAGAUGAGCGAUCUGGCUGAUAUUAUAGUUGGUAUACCGCUGCGCGACUCUAGUCAGCAGUAUGAACCCACUGUUCAGGCUCGCCAGCAUCGGGGCAACAUCCAGGCGGUGCACAAGAAUCAUCAUGUGAAGGGUCCCGCAGGCACUGGCACCAUGUCCUCCAUGGAGCUGGGCAUGUACGUCCUGCUAACCGCCUUCUGCUUUGCCAUCAUUGUCUUUGUCAUCUCGUGCGUGGUCUAUGCCUCCAAGUUCCGGCCAGCCAUGAUUGAGUCGGGCUUGGAUCCCCUGUCGGCGGGCAAGGGGGGUAAUGGUUCAGGCGGAGCAGGCGGCGGCGGUUUCAGGGAUGUGCGCCUCAAGGAGUCCACAACGAAUGUGCACGAUUGGGUCUGGCUGGGACGCUCCACCAUUGACAGGCAGUCGAUGGUCACAGAGUCCAAUACGCAUUUGAAUGCAAGGGACUCCCGCAUGCGCAUCACCAGCAAUCCCAUUGUCAACUACGAUAACGGGCGAAGGGUUAGCUCCUUUGACCAGCAGCCCAAGCUGCAGACGCACAUUGUGCCGGCCUCCAAUCUGAACAAGCAGCAUGCCGAUCACUAUUUGGCCAACGAGCGCAAGGACAAUGCCUUGGACUACAAGCCACCAGUGCCGCCGCAUAGGAAUGUGGGGGCCCGGGCCUGUCUGCCGGUACAGCCCAUACCUGUUCCGGCUCCGGGUUCUGGUUCUACCAGUUCCUUAAAGGAUGCCCCCAUCAAGCGUCAUAGUCAGCUCUACAAACGUGAGCCCAUCCAGGCCAGUGGCAGCGAUGCCAAUGCCAAUCCACAGCAGCAACAACCACUGGAACGUCCCCAUAACCCUGCCCAUCUGCUUCCUCACCCACAUCCUCCCCAUCCGCAGCAUCAGCGCAGCCAUAGCCAUAGCCACAAUUUCAGUCAGGAGCCCAUCAUCAAGGCGGCGCACAACAAGAUCAAGCAGCAGCAACAACAGCAGCAGCAGCAGCAACACGAGGAACUGCACAAUGCCGAGAAGCUGGUGGAGUACACGAAUCCCCACCAGAAGAACGCCUUUCAGUUUGAUUCGUUGACACCAAAAAGAGUGACCAAAGCAUCGGCCGCCUCCUCGCCCAAAGCCAAGGAGAACCACAGCAUGGUGAGCAGCACUGGUGAUGCGGCCAACUCGAAUGCCACCGAUGAGAUUAUGAGGCUGCCGCCAGCGAGCGCCGUCAGCCAAGAGCCCACCACUAAAUCGUCGCGUGUAAAGCGAGCCACUGUGGUGGGCAAUCCCAUGUUCUCGGCCACGGUGGAUGAGUCUGUGGCGCCCGGAGAGCGUCUUGGACUGGAUGAUCUAGACAUGGACUAUGAGCAAAUCAUGCAUUAUUUUGACAACCUAAAGGAGUCAAAUGCCUGAGUACAGGAGAUCAUUGCUAAAAUUCGCGAGAUAUUGUCCACGUUCCAUCAGCGUUAUCAGACGGUUGCCACACCACUGACCACGCCCACGCGCAAGCAGAUGCAGCUGCUCGAUGAGCUGGUGGCGGGAGUGACAGCAGCAGCUGGAAUAACCAACAAAACCAGUAAUCAAAUAUCAGAUGGAGCAGCAGUAGAAGCUGAAAAGGAAGCUAAAGCGGAAGCGGAAGCCGAAGCCUUUGAUGCCUACGAUGGAGCCUUGGAUAUCGAAAGCAGGCAAUUUUAAGCCCAGAUCUAAAACGCAAUUCUAGCAAUACCCAAAACCUUACUCUUAAACCCCCCCCAAGGACAUACCAAAACGUAAGAGAACGUAAGAGAACGAUCUUUUCUUAAACCGGAAACGGAAGCAAGCAUAUUAUAGGAAACGAAGCCAGUCCCAGUCCCAGUCGCAGGAAGGAAGUAAGACAUAUUUAUUGCUAGGCUAAGUUCAUAUUUAAAGCAUACACCUUAUAUGUAACGUGGUGUGUAUCUCGAGGAGCGCGUGCCUGACACACAACAAACUCGAAAUCGCUGGGCAAAAUACACACACAAAAACACAUACAUACAUACAAAGCAUAUGUAGUAUAUAUAUAUAACUGUGUAACUGUAUCUUGUAUCUGCCUAAGUACUAUAUAUGGUGUAGUUAAGGGUCAGAGCCAUCAAAAGCAUAGCUUAAGCCAGACAUUUUUCCAUUUUCACUUUGCUUCUAAACACGCGCAUCUCUAGGUAAUUGCCAAGUCCAAGUCCACCAGGUCCUUCCGUCUGAUUCUCCACGUUUUGUCCAACUUUCAGGUCCUUCUCAAUGUUGCAUAUCCAAAGAGAGUAGAGAAAAAGAGAGAGAGUGAAGUCGAAGUCGAAGUCGAAGCUAAAGUCGAAGUUAAAGUCGAAUUAGAAAGAGAGCGGAGACAGCCUUUGAGAGGGAUUUGCUAGUGGAGAGAGAGAAAGAGAGAGAGAGAGUUUCCAAAAUGUGCCGGGCACCGCUCCCAAAAGUCGCUAGAACUUAAAAACUGAAUAAUAUACAUUGAUAUAUACAAGAAUAUAUAAAUAUAUAUAUAUUUAUGAUUAUAUAAAGCGCGCUAAACUCGAAAAAAAAAACAGAAAUUAAAUGCUGCAUUAUCUAAACAUAAAAAAAAAAACAUGAACAGAAAACGUAUAAGUUGGUAAUGAAGCCUAAAACCUAAUACCAAUCAUAAAUCAUAAAUCAUAAAUCAUAAAUCGUAAAGCUAAAACUAAAACUAGAAAAAACACACAGACACACACACACAACAAAUGAUAUAUAGACGCUUAUGAGCUUUAUUUGAUCGAUUGCAUUGAAAGAAAGCCAAGGAAAGGGUAUAGAAAACACAAGAGAAAGUAUGGGGGAAAUGUUUAACCAAAUAUUAUAUGAUAUUACCGAGCGAUCCAAGCUUUAUAUGACAAAUUUACCAUAUUUAUAGCAUUCGAGCAUAUUUAUUACGAUUAUUAUAAACCUUGUAUUAUGAUUAUUAUGAUUAUUAUUAUUACCAUUAUUAUUAUUAUUAUGAAUAUUGUAUUUAUUGCCAGCGCGAAGAGGAACAAACACAAGCACACCAAAACACACACAACCCAUAACUAUAAAGAUAUAUGUAUGCAUAUCCAUUCACCUUUUGUGCAACUCGUUCCCCCUCAAGCUCUUAUACGGAUACAGAUAGUUAUCAUACUCUUCAUUCCAUUAGCAAAUCAUACUGAUAAGAAAUACUAGACCCAAACCCUAUAUGUCUUCUUUCGUUUUCUAAGCCUGUUUUCUACAUCUACAUGCAUAUAUCUAUAUAUAUAUACUUUUAGUAUAAGCGACUCUCAUCCUUAGUUUAUAUUUUAGAGGCCAUCUAAGUAUUAUGUUCGUCUCUCCCCCCACCUUUGUUGAGCCGUGUGUCAUUGUUUCAUAAUCAUAUGUUGUAAAUUGUUCCGUCCAAAAAAAACAAAAACAAAAAAGGGAAGAAAGAAGGUAAACACAGCUGAAAAGAAACACAAAAAGCAAAGAAUUGUAAAACGAAAUUAAGCAAUCUAUAUUUGAUUUUUGUAAAAUGCUUAAAAAAAACAAAAACAAAAAAACAAAGCUAAACUAAAUUUGUAAUUCUACAAGUCCUUGUACUGUACAUAACGUGUUAGGGUGUGUGUGCAGUGCGUUUCUUAGCUAUAAGGCAGUUGGCUCGUUGAAUCCCUCUUAAAGCUCCCACAAUUUUUCAGCAUCUUAUAAAAGCCUUUUUAAAAAUAUUUAUAUAUACAUAAAUCAUACAUACUAAAAUAUGAGAAACAGUUAUAGAGAAUCAAAAGUUCCAUUAGUAGAUAAUAUUUUCUACGGCCUAAAUGAUAGCUUUGUCACUUUGUUCCGGCCUUAUAGCUAGGACACGCACUGUACAUAUUAUAUAUAAAAAUAUAUAUAUAUAUAUUAAUAUAUUUGUAUUAAUAUUAAUAUAUAUAUAUUUUUAACUUAAACUUGAGUUGCUCUUUCUACCAAUCUAAGGACUGCAAACACACGCUCUCACAUCAGACACAUCACCAACUUAAGGUAAUAUCAUUAGCCUAUAAUACUAGCUUGAAUUGUUUAUAACCUUUUUUUUUUGUUAAUUUUUUUUUAUAUAUUUUUUUCUGCCCCAGAAACAUAUCCUUUUAUCCUAAAAACACACACACAAUUCUCAGUCGAGCUGCACUGCCAUUAUUGGUGAAAGUGAGAUUUAGGCCUAUUGAAGCUUCCAGCAUUUACCAGUGCCAUAUACAAUGUAAACUUUAUACAAAUUUACCUACACACACCACACCACACCACACACACACACCACUUCACAUGCCCAGUCUGGGCAUCGAGCUUAGCACAAGCCUUCUUCUUCCAAGCUUGCUUGUUAGAGGGAAAACUUAGAAGAGAAAAAGCAAAAGCAGAAGCAGAAACAAAAGCAAAAGCAAAAACAGAAGCAAAAGCAGAAGCAGAAAACAGCCUCCCUCCAGAAUGUAGAAUUAGCUGAUCAAAAUACUAGAUGUAUAGCUAUACGAAAUAUCAAAGAUGUCCCGCUAAUUUGUUAUUUAAUUUUGAUUUAUCACAAAAACUUGAAUGAUUCUAAAGGAUAUGCAAAGUCUAGAUAAUAUCCCUUUUCUAAAAACUAGAUCUUAUCUUUAUAAAACCCAAAGAAAAGCGAUUGGAUCGGUUCUCGUACAUAUGUGUUUCGACGAUUCCAAUGCAAAGACUUCUUUUGUAUAAUCUUUUUUAACCAAACUAUAUUUAUACCUAUUUGCGGACAUUAUAUUAUAUUAUUAAUAUUGUUUAGGGCAAAAUUUACAAUGUUCUCUAGUCAGUUCAAAGCGUUUUUUAUUCGUUUUGUCACCCACCCACCCACAGUACACACACACACUCAUACACCCACACUGAUAGUUUUAUAUAUAUAUAUAUAUAAAUAUAUAGUCAAGGCAAGCUUUUACCGCCCCCUGCCCACGCCCCUUCUAAUCCUAAGCUGUAUGUAUAUGUAUAUGUAAUAUCAAAAAAGAAAAAAACAAAAAAAAAAAAUGCACACAAAAUAUGAAAAUUAAAAAGAAAACACAUGAAACUUUGGAUUUACUUUUUUUUUGUCGAUCCCAUUCAACGAUUUUUAUAGUUAUAAUAUUACCUAUUAACGAUAAACGAUUAACGCCGGCUAAGUGUAAUGCGAUAACAAGAGAUAAAAGUACGAAAGAAAUAUAACCGAAAGCUAUAAAGGGGACACUCGGAUUCUUUCCCACUAUAUAUUAUGAAUCGAGAAGAUCACAAAAGUUGUUUAUGCUGCUUUUUUGCAAAAUGAGAAAUGAGAAAUGAGAAGACGGUAAACUAAUGAUGGAAAUUAGGCUAUACUUAAAUAUACAUACAAAUUAAAUGCAUAUAAAUAUAUAUAUAUAUAUAAAUAUAUGUGUGUGUACGAGAGCUAAAUUCGCUUGGUAAAGAAACAAAGAAAACCUAAAUACCAUAAACAAUCCAAAAACUAAUUACGCUAAGUGAAAACAAAAAAGAGAAAGAUAGAGUGCGAGAAGCAAAGAAAGUACUAUACGAAUAUGUAAUGUUUUUGCCAUGUAAGUUCUAUGAAUGUCCCACCUGCCUGAUCCCGCUUCGAAGAUAAUGCCUAAAUAUAUAGUUCCCCCCAAGAGACACCCCGCUGAUUUGCACCGCUCUCCCCCCAAAAAAGAAACAAAAAGAAACCUUCAAGCGAUAAACAAAGAAAACGAUAGACGAUGAUUAGCAAAUAAGCGAUUUAUCGAUCGAUCCGCCGCAUAAUUGUUAACAUUUGUAUCAUCGGUUAUUAAACGUAGUUGUUGUGUAUGUAUGUAUGUAAGUAUGUAAAUGUGUGCUUACCCCCCCCCAAGAUAAUGAUAACGAUAAAGAUAACGAUUAACGAUUAAAGCAGUGUAACAGUGUAACGGUAAAGGGUCAAAGGUAACGAUAGAUGCAAAGAAAUUAAUACUCAAUUCUUGUUGUUAUUAGCAGCGCAUGUCUUUUAAGAGCUAGUGAUAUAUGAUUUAUACCAUCCCGAUAUCCAGAUGGAUAUCCUCCCCAGGUUUUUUAAGCAAGCAAAAAGAGAAGAGACACACACACACACACACACAUACAACACACACGAACAAAAUCAGAGUGAUCUCCACGAAAUGCUUAUAUUACUAUAUACAGCCAUAUUUAAACAGCAUAUAAAGAUUAUACAACAACAAAAAAUAUAUAUCGAUCAUUACCAAUUUGUAUAAGAUUUUCGAGCAAGGGAACCGAAUCCCCCUCCCCCCCCCAAGCCGUAUAGAAACGAAUGAUAGAGGGAGAGAGAACACACUUUUGCUUGCUCCUCAGUUAAAGCUGAUCCUUCCGAUCGAUUAGUACCUUGUUUCCUUAUAUUAAUAACAAUUUCACCAACAAUUACAACAACAACAAAGCAAGUCACCAAAAUGAAACGAAAUGAAAGCAAACGAAAAGCAGCGGAAUGAAUCGAAUCGAAAAUGAAAAUGAAAAUGAAAAUGAAAUUAAAGUUGCCAUGUAAAACACCUUAGUAGAUUAUUAUCAUUAUGAUUAUGAAUUAUUAUUAUGAAUAUUAUUAUGAUUAUUAUUAUAAUAUUAUUAAGCGAACAACACCUUUUUGUUUCAACGAAAGAAGGCAAACAAAAAAAAGCAAAACAAAGAAGCAAACAAAAAUAUUAUAAAUAUUCAAAAAUGAAA